Molecule: messenger RNA, 578 nt
Organism: Sipha flava (yellow sugarcane aphid)
Lineage: Eukaryota; Metazoa; Arthropoda; Insecta; Hemiptera; Aphididae
Product: peripherin-2-like
Exons: 2
Coding region: 21-548 (175 amino acids)
Cellular component (GO): membrane
Source: RefSeq, a predicted model, not a curated record
UAAAUAUAAUACAAAGAUAAAUGACUUGUCUUAGAAGUAUUACAUCAACAAAAAGAAAUCUGAAGCUAAAAUCAUUUAUGGUGAUAACUGCAAUAGAAACAAUAGUUCUCAUUUAUUACUGCAACACUUUACAAAAUACUCUAAAAGACGUUUCCUCAGAAGUAAAAAAUUUCUUACAUGCUGGUCUUGGCAAAUAUUCAACAAAUACCGUAUGGAGAAUAUUUUGGAAUCAAUUUCAACAACAUUAUUACUGCUGUGGUGUUUCCCAAAGUAAUGAUUGGUUCCAAACAGCUUGGGUAUCACCGAUGGUUUUAUCAUCAUUUUCUCUAUUUAAAAAAUACAUACAAAACAAUAAUAAAUUAUUUAUAUCAGUGGCUCCUUUAUCUUGUUGUCGACCCAAUAUGACUUGCAAUGUAUUUGUAGAUUUUACACAACCAGAUCUAAACAAAUAUUAUCAAAAUGGUUGCUUUACAAUAAUAUCUGAUGCAAUUAACUCAAUAGAAUCAACAAAAUACAUAUAUUUUAGUGUAAUAAUUAUUCAAGUAUGAUCAAUGCACAAAUAUUUCAAAUAAAUUAAA